This is a messenger RNA of Balaenoptera acutorostrata (minke whale), 2309 nucleotides long. RefSeq names its product mitogen-activated protein kinase 10 (gene MAPK10). Gene Ontology annotation, molecular function: ATP binding; JUN kinase activity. The transcript is spliced from 11 exons. Gene Ontology annotation, biological process: JNK cascade; protein phosphorylation. NCBI's taxonomy places the organism in Eukaryota, Metazoa, Chordata, Mammalia, Artiodactyla, Balaenopteridae. The coding region runs from base 516 to 1565 and encodes 349 amino acids. Gene Ontology annotation, cellular component: nucleus; cytoplasm. The record is from RefSeq and is a predicted model, not a curated record.
CAGCAUCACGCUGCACAAUGGUUUCCAGGCAGUGAAAGAGGGUGAUUCAGCAAGCCACUCUUCUUCUUCUUCUUCUUUUUUUUGAAACCUCCCCUUAUCUUUUUAUUUUUAUGGGGGUGGUCGGUGCUUGUUAUAUGCUUACCUUUUUCCUUUCCUUUUUCAUUUUUACAAUAUUCCUUUUUUCUCCUCACCCCUCAAUUCCUAGGGGCUUGAGUGACUUUAAGAUUGGCUUUUCUUGGAAAUCACCUGUCCAUCAUUAAUUUUAAACAAUUUCCCCACCUGCAAAGAAUCUAUUCCUUAUUACAGUUUGGAAUGUGGUUAAUGAAAAACAAGUAGGGAGGAUUUCUGGGGCAAACACUGCUGGAUCAGGAUCGUAGUUCUCAAGCACGGAAUGGCUAGCUUGAGACACACCAACAGCAGGACCAUCUCAGAUCUUUGUUAUGGCAACUCAGGCAAGAAGCUGUUGAAUUAGACCCAUUUCCUGUAGAUGAGAAACCAUACAAGCAGUGGUAUUUAUGAGCCUCCAUUUAUUGUACUACUGCAGUGAACCAACCUUGGAUGUGAAAAUUGCCUUUUGUCAGGGAUUCGAUAAACAAGUGGAUGUGUCAUAUAUUGCCAAACAUUACAACAUGAGCAAAAGCAAAGUUGACAACCAGUUCUACAGCGUGGAAGUGGGAGACUCAACCUUCACAGUUCUCAAGCGCUACCAGAAUCUAAAGCCUAUUGGCUCUGGGGCUCAGGGAAUAGUUUGCAACUGUGCUUAUGAGGAUAAGACGAGGCUUCCAGUUGAGAAGCAUGCUCCUUUGAUGGGAGUCAAUGAAACUGAACCAGCAUAUUCCAAACACUCAUUCUUGGACUGGCAUUUCACUUCUGGAAAUUUAUUCAUAUUUAUAAAUAAGAUUGACAUGUGGUCAGUAGGGUGCAUCAUGGGAGAAAUGAUAAAAGGUGCAGUGCUGUUUCCUGGCACUGAUCAUAUUGACCAGUGGAACAAGGUAAUUGAGCAACUAGGAACACCAUGUCCAGAAUUCAUGAAGAAAUUGCAACCCACAGUAAGAAACUAUGUGGAGAAUCGGCCCAAGUAUGCAGGACUCACCUUCCCCAAGCUCUUUCCAGAUUCCCUCUUCCCAGCGGACUCCGAGCACAAUAAACUCAAAGCCAGCCAAGCCAGGGACUUGUUGUCAAAGAUGCUAGUGAUUGACCCAGCAAAAAGGAUAUCAGUGGACGACGCCUUACAGCAUCCGUACAUCAAUGUGUGGUAUGAUCCCGCUGAAGUGGAGGCGCCCCCACCCCAGAUAUACGACAAACAGCUGGAUGAAAGAGAACACACCAUUGAAGAAUGGAAAGAACUUAUUUACAAGGAAGUCAUGAGUUCAGAAGAAAAGACUAAGAAUGGCGUUGUGAAAGGACAGCCUUCUCCUUCAGGUGCAGCAGUGAACAGCAGUGAGAGUCUCCCUCCAUCCUCGUCUGUCAACGAUAUCUCCUCCAUGUCCACCGACCAGACCCUGGCAUCUGACACUGACAGCAGCCUGGAAGCCUCGGCAGGACCCCUGGGUUGUUGCAGGUGACUAGCCGCCUGCCUGCGAAACCCAGCGUUCUUCAGGAGAUGAUGUGAUGGAACACACACACGCAGACACUCACGCACACACACAAACACAGACACGCAACGACAAGAAAACAGCAAGGGAGAGAAUCCGAGCCUAAAAGUGAAACAAAUCUUUCAGCCUGCUUCUUCUCCAGAGUUCUGUAUUGCAGCUAAGCCAAAUGUAUAUUUAACUUCUAGUUGCUCUUGCUUUGGUCUUCUUCUAACAAUGCUUACUACAGAAAGCAAAUCAAACACAAUUAGAGAAGCCUUUUCCAUAAAGUGUAAUUUUAAUGGCUGCAGAACCAGCGACCUGUAACUGCCCUUUCAAAUGGCAUGACAAGGUGUGCAGUGGCCCCAUCCAGCAUGUGUGUGUCUCUAUCUUGCAUCUACCUGCUCCUUUUGGCCUAGUCAGAUGGAUGUAGAUACAGAUCCGCAUGUGUCUGUAUUCAUACAGCAUACUUACUUAGAGAUGCUACUGUCAGUGUCCUCAGGGCUCUACCAAGACAUCACGCACUGGGGUACCACAUGGUCCAUUUCAUGUGAUCUAUUACUCUGACAUAAACCCAUCUGUAAUAUAUUGCCAGUAUAUAAGCUAUUUAGUUUGUUAAUUGAUUAAGCUGUAUGUCUUACAAGAAAACAUGUAAAGGGGGGAAGAUGGGGGGAGUGAGCUCUCUUGGACCCCUGAAGAUGUAGCUUCCAAAUUUGAACUGAUUAAAUGGCACCUGUA